AUGCCUGCACCAGCAACCUACGCUACUGGCUUGACGCCCCUUCCCACCCCCGUCCCUAAGGUAUCCAAGAACAUCAUGGAGCGAUUCUCUCUGAAGGGAAAGGUUGCCUCUAUCACCGGUUCUUCUUCUGGAAUCGGAUUCGCUGUUGCUGAGGCAUUUGCCCAGGCUGGUGCCGAUGUCGCGAUCUGGUACAACUCCAAGCCUUCCGAUGAGAAGGCUGAGUAUCUGUCCAAGACAUACGGAGUCCGAUCUAAGGCUUACAAAUGUGCUGUGACCAACGCCAAGCAGGUCGAGACCACUAUCCAAACCAUCGAAAAGGACUUUGGAAAGAUUGACAUCUUCAUCGCCAACGCGGGUAUCCCAUGGACUGCUGGUCCAAUGAUCGAUGUCCCUAACAACGAGGAGUGGGACAAGGUUGUUGACCUGGAUCUCAACGGUGCCUAUUAUUGCGCCAAGUACGCCGGCCAGAUCUUCAAGAAGCAGGGCUACGGCUCCUUCAUCUUCACCGCCUCCAUGUCUGGCCAUAUUGUCAAUAUCCCCCAGAUGCAGGCCUGCUACAACGCAGCUAAGUGUGCUGUCCUCCAUCUGUCCCGAUCUCUGGCCGUGGAGUGGGCUGGAUUCGCUCGAUGUAAUACAGUGUCCCCUGGUUACAUGGCUACCGAGAUUUCUGACUUCAUCCCACGAGACACAAAGGAGAAGUGGUGGCAGCUCAUCCCCAUGGGCCGAGAGGGAGAUCCUUCUGAGCUUGCUGGAGCCUAUAUUUACCUGGCUUCGGAUGCCUCAACUUAUACCACUGGUGCAGACAUUCUGGUUGAUGGCGGCUACUGUUGUCCUUGA
This is a messenger RNA of Yarrowia lipolytica CLIB122, 837 nucleotides long. RefSeq lists its product as uncharacterized. The record is from RefSeq and is a predicted model, not a curated record. Gene Ontology annotation, cellular component: intracellular anatomical structure. NCBI's taxonomy places the organism in Eukaryota, Fungi, Ascomycota, Dipodascomycetes, Dipodascales. Gene Ontology annotation, molecular function: oxidoreductase activity, acting on NAD(P)H, oxygen as acceptor.